GUUUGUCAGCAAACUUCUCAUUUUACUUUCAAGGCCUUCAUUAACAGACAGGGAGUGUCAAGUAGUACCAGAAUCAAGAGACAUAAUGAGCGGAAAGACUGUUUUUGUGUUGUGCCUUAUAGCUUGUGUCUCUCUAGGCGCAUCACUCGCAUCUGCAGAAACACAAACUGCUAGAGAAAAUACGGAGAAAGUUAGCAAAGAUGCCCAAGUAACCGAUAAGAAAGCUGAAGAUGUCAAAACAACUUCUGACGACAACGCUGAUGUCAAUGCUAAUGAUAAAAAUGACGGGAAAGAAAAUGAAGAUGUUGAGGAGCCAGAGGAAGAUGAAGAAAUGUCAGAAGAAGUAGCCGAAGAAGAUCCAGAGGAAGGAGAAGAAGAUGAAAAGGAGAACGAAGAGGAUCCCGAAUUAGCUGAAGAAGACCAGGAGAAAGUGACAACAGAGGAUGAUGGCAAUCAGAAAACUGACAAAAAGAAGGUAGAAGACCCUAAAGAAAAGACAAGUGAUGCGAAGAAAGAUUCUCUGGCGGAAAAUAAAGACGAGGAUGAUUCAGCAAAUGCCGAUGAAAAUGAAGAAAAUGGUGAAGAGGAAGACCCUUCUGAUGAUGACUUUGAGGAAGAAUCUGUAGAAGACCAGUCGGAGGAGCCUGAUAAUGACGAGUCAGACGAUGGGGAAGAUGACAAACCAAAGGAAGAAGGUUCAGAAAGUGAUUCUGAGAAAAAUAAAGCUGAAAGUGAAAAAAAAGACGAUAAAUCUAAUAAAGAUGAAAAGGCAGAAGACAAGAAAGAAACAAGCAAAGAAGAAAAGAAGGAUUCUGCAUAAGAAGUGACACUCUCCUUGGUAAAACCAUUUUCUUUACCAACGCACCUUAUAAGCUUGUCAUGAUAAUCUAUUUAAUUUCAAUCGA
This is a messenger RNA of Rhopilema esculentum, 905 nucleotides long. RefSeq lists its product as uncharacterized. NCBI's taxonomy places the organism in Eukaryota, Metazoa, Cnidaria, Scyphozoa, Rhizostomeae, Rhizostomatidae. The record is from RefSeq and is a predicted model, not a curated record.